This is a messenger RNA of Marmota monax (woodchuck), 2205 nucleotides long. RefSeq names its product XK related 7 (gene Xkr7). The coding region runs from base 1 to 1743 and encodes 580 amino acids. NCBI's taxonomy places the organism in Eukaryota, Metazoa, Chordata, Mammalia, Rodentia, Sciuridae. Gene Ontology annotation, cellular component: plasma membrane. The transcript is spliced from 3 exons. Gene Ontology annotation, biological process: apoptotic process involved in development; engulfment of apoptotic cell; phosphatidylserine exposure on apoptotic cell surface. The record is from RefSeq and is a predicted model, not a curated record.
AUGGCCGCGAAGUCGGAUGGAGCGGCGGCCGCGGCCGGCCCGGGGCCGGAGGGGGCUGCCGGAGGCGCCCGCGGCAGUACGGGCGGGCGCGGGGAGGCGGCGGCGGUGGCCGGGGGCCCCGGGGUGGUCGGGGCGGGAGGCCCGGGGCCGCGCUACGAGCUGCGGGACUGCUGCUGGGUGCUGUGCGCGCUGCUCGUGUUCUUCUCCGACGGCGCCACCGACCUGUGGCUGGCGGCCUCCUACUACCUGCAGGGUCAGCGCACCUACUUCGGCCUCACGUUGCUGUUCGUGCUCCUGCCCUCGCUGGUCGUGCAGCUGCUCAGUUUCCGCUGGUUCGUCUACGACUACUCCGAGCCCGCGGGGGCCCCGGGACCUGCCGCCAGCACCAAGGACAGCGGCACCGGCGGAGCCGCCAUCAGCACCAAGGACAGCGCCGUCGCCUUCAGGACCAAGGAAGACAGCCCCGAGCUGAGCCCCCGGCCCGCGCCCUCCUCGGCCAGCGCCUACCGCCGCCGCUGCUGCCGCCUCUGCGUCUGGCUGCUGCAGACCCUCGUCCACCUCCUGCAGCUCGGCCAGGUCUGGAGGUACCUGCGCGCCCUGUACCUGGGGCUACAGAGCCGCUGGCGCGGGGAGAGGCUGCGGCGCCACUUCUACUGGCGGAUGCUGUUCGAGAGCGCCGACGUGAGCAUGCUGCGCCUGCUGGAGACCUUCCUGCGCAGCGCGCCGCAGCUGGUGCUGCAGCUCAGCCUGUUGGUGCACCGCGGCCGCGAGCCCGACCUGCUGCCCGCCCUCUCCACCUCUGCCUCCCUCGUGUCCCUGGCCUGGACGCUGGCCUCCUACCAGAAGGUGCUACGAGACUCGAGGGACGACAAGCGGCCACUGUCCUACAAGGGCGCCGUGGCCCAGGUACUGUGGCACCUGUUCACCAUCGCAGCUCGCAGUCUGGCCUUCGCCCUCUUCGCCAGCGUCUACAAGCUCUACUUUGGCAUCUUCAUCGUGGCUCACUGGUGCGUCAUGACCUUCUGGGUCAUUCAGGGGGAGACAGACUUCUGCAUGUCCAAGUGGGAGGAGAUCAUCUACAACAUGGUGGUGGGCGUCAUCUACAUCUUCUGCUGGUUCAAUGUCAAGGAGGGCCGCAGCCGCCGCCGCAUGACCCUCUACUAUUGCAUUGUCCUGCUGGAGAACGCAGCGCUCACUGGCUUCUGGUACUUCAGCCGCAACUUCUCCAACGACUUCCACUCGCUCAUCCUGGUCUGCGUGGUGGCCUCCAGCUUUGCGCUGGGCAUAUUCUUCAUGUGUGUCUAUUACUGUCUCCUGCACCCCAAUGGACCCAUGCUGGGUCCCCAGGCACCUGGCUGCAUCUGUCCUGAGACCCCAGGGACGUGUGGCCCACCAGCCGAUGCCAUCACAAGUCCCCCACGGUCCCUGCCAAGGACUACAGGCGCCGAGCGAGAUGGGGCCUCCGUGGGGGGUGAGCGUGCAGGGACCCCCACGCUACCUGUCUUCCAGGUGCGGCCUGGCUUGCCUCCCACACCAGUGGCCCGCCCCUUGCGGACAGAGGGGCCUGUCAUUCGGAUUGACUUGCCUCGCAAGAAGUACCCAGCUUGGGAUGCUCAUUUUAUUGACCGCAGGCUCCGGAAGACUAUCCUGGCAUUGGAGUACUCCUCUCCCGCCACACCCCGGUUGCAGUACCGCAGCGUGGGGACCUCCCAAGAGCUGCUGGAGUACGAGACAACCGUGUAGGCCACAGUCUGCUCUGACAAAAAGGGAUGGACUUGGCUGAUCCCACAUCGACUACAGUGUUGAGCCAGGAAUUUCAGGGCCACCAGGCUGUGGGGUCAUGGAUCUGUUGAUCCAAGGGUAGAGUGGCCCCAUCAUUGGGUUCUUUUUAAGGGAGGGGGCUGUCUUAUGGAGACUCCAGCCCCAGACCCCAUUUACAGCCCUGUGGCCAGUUCCCUAGAUUCCCCUGAACCAGGGCCCAGGGAAUCAACUGGUGCUACACUCCUCAUGAGCUGCCCCACUUUCAUGGGGCCUCCGUACCAUGCCUGUUGCAGGGGGCCCGCACCCUCUCCCCUGCCUGGCAUUGUCCACACAUUGCCCCUGGUGAACCUACCAGAGGAAGGGUACUGUCUGGAGUUCAUGGCGAGGCCCUGUGCUCCUUGGGGGUAUGGCAGUGGGCUGCCUCUGUGGUGGGAGGGGAUCACU